CCAGGCAUCACCCCGCUCCCCGCCUGGGUAGGGAGACCUGGGGCCACCCUGGGUUUCUGCUGCUCCUCCCGACACCGGAUCGCUGCUCCGUUCUGUGCUCGGUGUUGGUUUAGGAGCGGUGAAGGCGCCGUGUCAGCCCCGAGGGGUGCUGCCUGUCUGUAAGAGCCGCGGUGGUCGCGGCCGGAGGCUCCGCAGCAUCUGCUGGUGGGUUUGAACCUUCUGCUUGUAGGGUUAUUGGAAAGCGACUGGCUCCUCGGGAUUCCUUGCCUAAUCAGAGGUGUUACCUCCUCCUCUUCCCCUAGUGUCUCUUGACAUCAUUCCAUCCAUCAGUUUCAGAGGAAAAAAAAAAAACAGCCCAAAGCAGAACCCACCCAGCGUGCGAGCAGCCCGCACCAGCCCCUCGGCUCCGCUGUGGCUGCGGGGAAGAGCUGGGUCGGGCAAAGAUGAAGGAUGGGAGCGGGGCUGAGCUCCUUGCGCUGAAGAAUUUCGUGCGGGGUGGAUGGAGAGGAGCCCGGAGCGAUGCCCGCGGCACCCCGGGAGGGGAGCGCUGAGCCCCGCGGCCGCCCGUGACCCACGGAAGAAAGAAGCCCACGAGGUGUGUUCGCUCCCGACGGUCCUUUUUGCUCCAUGGGAUUUCCUCUGUCCCCCGCGCCUGACCUGAUGUGGACCGAAGCGUUUCUAACAUGAACUUUUUUUCUGGGAUCUGGUGGUCUCUUCCCUUGGUCUUGGUCUGGGUGACCCCACCCGUCACCUCCUCAUGGUGGUACAUGGGCGCCGUGGGCUCCUCGCGGGUGAUGUGCGACAACGUGCCGGGCCUGGUGAGCCGGCAGCGGCAGCUGUGCCGCCGGCACCCCGAGGCCAUGCUGUCCAUCGGGCGCGGCGUGGCCGCCUGGACGGCCGAGUGCCAGCACCAGUUCCGCCGGCACCGCUGGGACUGCAACGCCCUGGAGCGCGGGCAGCGCCUGCUCGGCCGCGUCCUGCUGCGCAGUAGUCGGGAAUCUGCUUUUGUGCAUGCCAUAUCCUCCGCUGGAGUUGUUUUUGCCAUCACCAGAGCAUGCAGCCAAGGGGAGCUGAAAUCCUGCUCCUGUGAUCCCAAGAAGAAAGGUUCUGCCAAGGACAACAAAGGCCAUUUUGACUGGGGUGGUUGCAGUGAUAACAUUGACUAUGGCAUUAAAUUUGCCAGAGCUUUCGUGGAUGCCAAAGAACGGAAAGGGAAAGAUGCAAGAGCACUGAUGAACCUUCACAACAACAGAGCUGGAAGGAAGGCCGUGAAGCGGUUUUUGAAACAGGAGUGCAAGUGUCACGGUGUGAGUGGAUCAUGCACUCUAAGGACCUGUUGGCUGGCCAUGGCAGACUUUAGGAAAACAGGAGAUUAUCUGUGGAAGAAAUACAAUGGAGCAAUUCAGGUGGUCAUGAAUCAAGAUGGCACGGGUUUCACUGUGGCUAAUAAGAGAUUUAAGAAGCCAACUAAGAAUGACCUGGUAUACUUUGAAAGCUCUCCAGACUACUGUAUCAGGGACAGGGAUGUAGGGUCCCUUGGGACAGCUGGCCGAGUUUGUAACCAAACCUCCCGCGGCAUGGACAGCUGUGAAGUGAUGUGCUGCGGCAGAGGCUACGACACCUCCCGUGUCAGUAGAAUGACAAAAUGCGAGUGCAAAUUUCAUUGGUGUUGUGCUGUGCGCUGCCAGGACUGCCUGGAAGUGGUAGAUAUUCACACCUGCAAAGCACCGAAGAGCGCUGGCUGGACCUCCCAGACAUGAUGCAGCAGGCUACUGAUGCUUGAGGACCACAGCCUUUGCCCUUCCUGGUCCGCACGGGGAAUGUGUCAGAGGUCUUCUCUACUUUUAUACCAGUUUUGCCUUUUGUCUUUCAUUGCACAGAAGCUGCUGAAUAAUCACAAACUCUGCAACAUUUACCUCCCAUUUCUGCAUGACAGUGUUGCUGCAGAGUUGUCUGUGCAUGAACUGCUGCCGCUCUGCAAGGACGUAAUUCUGCCAGUAGUCUUCCAACUGACCUGCAACUCUCCUCGGGACUUCUUGUGUCAAGUCAUUUUUGCCACUGGGAACACAGCAAGAUGCAAAGAUGGGGCAUUUCUUGUAAGACCACUGCCACCUGCAUGGACUGAGCUUGCUCAUGUGUCUUCCCAAGGAUCUUGUGCUGGUCACAGUUGUGCCCUGGCUACUGGCGUGCUCGGGAGUUUGAGCACCAGUUGGUGAUUCCUCCACAAGAGACAAUUUCCAUCCAGCCUGGGUGAAAAGUUUUAUCAGAGGGGUGUCUGUCCAUCCCUGGAGGACUGAAGUUUGCAAUGAGGUGGCAAGCUGAGGCGGCCACCUGAUGCCACUUUGACCAUUGUUAGCACCCUGUGGCUUCUCAUGGGGCAGAAAUUUGCCCAUGGAAAGAAGCAAAGACAACUGCACGAGAUGUGUUCAACCACAGCAUAUUCAUAAACUAUGAAAGAGUCAAAACAAAUGUCUUAGUUAUAUAUUUGUGAAAACUUACCAUAGAAGCUUUUAAAAGGUCAUUAAUACUAACUGCUGAGGGUGUUUUGUGAUCUGAAGGAUCAAAGAGAAGAGAUUUGUUUCCCGGCCUGUUGAGAGCUGGGUAUAGACCACUCAACUACCUGAGGAUAAGGUUUCCUGUUUUUCACUUACUGCAUAAACAGAAAAACAUUUGCAGAAAGUUGAUGGAGAAGGAAUUAUCUUGUCUCUGUAAUGAUGGCAUUUCUAAAGAAUCUAUUAAUUUUUAUGUUCUAUUAAAUUUAAUAAAUCUAUUAAAUGUAUUCAAAAUGAUACUUUCCAUACAGAUGGGGACUCCAAAAUGAGAUUUUACUCUGAAUACUUUCUGCAAAAGCUUACACCUGUGAUGAAGGGUGCAUCGGCUUUUUGUGGAGGCAGUUACAGGUUGCGCCAGGUCCAUGUUCUGGGCUUGGAUCAGCACAAGACAACAAAGUGCUGGAAAGAUGUGCACACUCAUGAGGGCCAGAAAUUGCAGCAUCACCGGAGAGGAGCUGGGUCAGAGAGGGACCAGUCCUCUACUCGGAGCAGAGACCAGCAACAGAGGCAAGAUGAAAGAUGGGUCCUGUGCCUGGAAGUCUAAUGAGGCUUUGGAAAUCACCCAUGAAGCGCAAAGACAGGCAAAAAAAAAGAAAAAAUAAUGUAGGAGGUUGAAGGGGUGAUAGAACAUAUUGUACACGCAGGUAAGAUUUCUAUAUGAAAAGGAGAAAGAGGAACCUUAGCGGGAACCUCAGUGGAUGAAAAAGUAAUAUACAAGUAGCAUGCUGUGGCACUAAAGGGAGUGCUCUGGUUAUGUUUUUUUUGUUUUUUUGUUCUUUUUUAAAAGAAUAUUUAAAAGAAUGGAGUUUUGCAUUCAAGAGUCUUGCUAGAGCAGUCAUUUACAUCUGAAAGUCUCUGGAAAAAGUUUGUCUAAUUCAAAUGGGCAAGUCACCUCCAGAAGGUGCAGCUGGCAUUAAAAGAUUAGGAGGAUCAGAAAGGUGUAUUUAUUUGGACAAUAAGAUAAUGUUUCAGUUCCUGUGCAUGGCAUUAAUAUAUUGAUCGUGCUAGAAGUAAGAAUAAUCACAUUUCUGGGUAUAAAGCAACUGCUGUUGGGAACAGCCCUGUUAGCAUGUGCAGUGUGUGUAGGUGGAGACAGGCUCAGUUCUGGGGUUGGACUCUUGGCCUCAUUACUGCAGGCAAUUCUGGCUCUGGGCUGGAGAAGUUCACUCCUAAUUAUAUUUAAAGGUGAGUCCCAAGUAGAAUUUUUAUUAGGUUUUCAUUAUGAAAUAAAAUCUGCAUGUAGUUCACAACCUGACCAAUACCACAUUUUAAGCCUCAAACUUGAAGACCUUAAAAGCAGUGUAGUAUUUUUAUUUUUUUCUUUUCGUACCAGGUGUUUUGGAAGAGUCUGGAACUCUUUGAGGAGUUCACAAAUUCACCAUGUAAUAAUGCAGAAAAUAUUUCAGUGUUCUGGGAAAAAAGGAAGCCUCAUUCCUAUGAGGGAGCUUGUUCUAGGAGAUUGAAUAAAAGGUAAUGAAAUCAGACACCUUUUUAAUUCCAUUGCUUGAUUAAUACAUCAGAAAGCAAACCCACCUGAAGUCUGCAGUCCCAGGUAAAGUGUUUUGGGAUCAUUGCUUUAAAGGUGGAACUUUUAUUCCCACAACCCAGUCCUCCUCCACCAAGGUAUGUCAUCUUGUGACAGACUUCCCCCUGGUCUGUGUUUCGGUGGUCAGUAAGAACAGGACCGUGGUGGCGUUGAGUAUCUGGCCUUUUUUUUUUUUAUCCCUUAUCACCAGCUCUGUUUAGCUGUGGGGCCACCAAAGGUGCACAGCAGGCUUUUAUUAGGAAUUUAUAGGAAUUUUAUGUUCCACACAAGUGCCGUAUUAACAAGCUGCCAUGCAAUCCCUGCACCAAACCAACUUCACCAGAGGAAAACCAGAAUAUUUUGCAGCACAACAAAUGUGUAACAGCUGAGCUGGCCAAUUAUUUGAUUAAUUUUUUUGCCAUAGUUAUGAAUUUUUUUAAGGACUCAAGGUUGGCUUCUUACAGCUGUAAGCAUUUCUGCUGCUUCUUCUAUGAAGAAAGGACUCCUGGGAGCUUUUGCUAUUUCUUAGUGGGAAGCGAUGCUCAGAGAUGUAAAUAUUGCUAGGAAAAGCACCUCACUGACCUUCAGCUAAUCAAAUAAAAGGGGGCGGGAACAAAGGGAGAGGAAGAAGAAGGAACAGAAAUCAGGAAAGGCAAAAGAAAUAAUCCUGUAUUUUAUUCCAUGGAAUAAAUUUACUGAUGUAUUUAGUCAUGAAGAGGAAACAGCUGUCCCUAGGUAGACGCUCUUGUGUCAGAACAAUGUUAGAUGGAUUGGUUGCAUGAUUCUUUUUUGAAAAUAUGCAGCCCAAUUUUCUUGAGGGAGUUCCCUUUAAUUUGCUGCAUGAAAUCAGAAUCUAGCAGCAAUCUGAAAUGCCAUUAGCCUGCCAAGUGUUGGGGAUUGCUUCCUCCCCACGAUUUCCUUUUCUAACAAACUUAACCCUAGAAAGUGUUGAGCUGUUUUAGGAGAAAUCUCAUGAAUAAAAUAUAAUUUUUCUUUUACUGCAUGGAAAAUGGGGAAUGACUUGGCAAAUGGUGGUGUAUGUUAAGGCACAUGAGUAUUGCAGCUUGAGCUAUUGUUGUGCUGCCUUUUUUUUUCACUGCAAAAAUAUCUAAACCAGAUUUUUGCAUCUCACCCUUCUGUGACCUUCUUUCCAGACAUGGAUUAGAAAUAAAUUUCUGCAUUCUUGGUACUGUGCUGCACAGCUGCUGAAGGGCAUCCAGCUUGGAUGCCCAAAUCACACGCGCCUUUGGCAAGCAGCCAACUGUUGGGGUCACACAUAAGAGCCUGCAGGUUUCUCCUGCCGCUUCUGUUUACACAAGUGAGCUUAUAUUAUUAUCUGAAAGCUCUUCAUGGGCUGCAGUCACAAAACAUGAGGGGUUUUUUUGGUGUAAUAGCUCAUUUUCUGAUGGCUUCAUCAUAGAUGAUCUUCUCUUUUCCACCACUAAUUGGGUGAAAGAAGCAAAUGUACAGGAAUCAAUGUAUUGAUUGGUUCCCUCCAUUGUUCCCAGGUGCCUCUCUGCGUGCCACUCUCAGGGCUGGGCACUACCUUGCGUGCUGUGCCUUGACAGCAACAGCAUGGAGAGAGGGGUGCGUGUGUAAGGGAGAGGUGCAGCUUCCUUUGGAUGUUUCCCUACUUGUAGGCUUCUGCAACAUAACGUAGGAAAACUCCUGAUAUUUUCUGUUGCUUCUCCUGGAGUAAGGACUUCUGUGCUAUCCCACAGAAAAAAAUCAAGCCUGUGUAUUCAGCGCUCACAUCAAGUGACAGAAAAUCAUAGAAUUGCUUGGUUGGAAAAGACCUGUGAAAUCCCUGAGUCCAACUGUACCUGUCCACUACUAAAUCACAUCUCUGAGCACUUAA
This is a messenger RNA of Cuculus canorus (common cuckoo), 5935 nucleotides long. RefSeq names its product Wnt family member 2 (gene WNT2). NCBI's taxonomy places the organism in Eukaryota, Metazoa, Chordata, Aves, Cuculiformes, Cuculidae. Gene Ontology annotation, biological process: neuron differentiation; cell fate commitment; multicellular organism development. The coding region runs from base 684 to 1760 and encodes 358 amino acids. Gene Ontology annotation, molecular function: cytokine activity; frizzled binding. The record is from RefSeq and is a predicted model, not a curated record. Gene Ontology annotation, cellular component: extracellular region. The transcript has 5 exons.